UUUUUCUCGCAUCUCUAGUGGCAACGCCAUUUUGUGUAGAAGAGAAAAUUUGAGAAUAGCUAAACGGGUAUUUCUUUGUGUUAAUAAUAUAUUAUAAAGUAAAUUGAAUAUAUGUAAAUUUGAGUUUCAAAGUGCUGUGCAAUUGUAAUAUAUUUACGGUAUGUGAAACCCGUCGCAUAAAUACGCAUUCUCAAGUGCAUGCAACCUAUAAAGUUCUUUAAAAUGUGAUGGGAGAUCAGGCUCUAUCUUUGUGGAUGUAGCUCCUCUUUCAAUGGCAGGCAAGGAGCGUCACCAAGCAGUAUUAAAUAUCAAAUUAUCAAAAUCAAAGAAAUCUAAAUUAAGAUGUACCCAACAACCUAUUAAAACUGCCAAUAAUCCGAAUUGUAAUACUCAGCAGACAUCUGCGGAAAAUAGUUUGUUAAAAAACUGUCAAAUCAGGCAGGCAAAUAACAAUAUCGUUGCCAUGCUGACAUUGUUUAUAUGCAACAGUCAACUUAUAUUUCGGAAAAACUUUAAAAUGUUUAUUGCAUUAUUAGUGACGUUUUCCUUAAUAUGCACAUCGCAAUCGAUAUUAUUGGAUGAACAAGUCGGCAGUGCUGUGAUCUCGAAUAACACGAGCUACCGAACAAGUGGAAAAUCAAUUUCAAGCAAUAAUACGGCUGGUAGAUCUUCAGUAGCCGUAAACGGCUAUCUCGAUAAAUUGGACAAUUUGGAGCGAAGUGUUGCCGCUGUGUUGAUUAAAGUAGCUUACGGAACAACAUCAACUACAAAACGAAGUAUUCCCGACAAUAGCUACAUUUUGGGCCUCACUACUGUAGCGACGCCACUUUUAACUACACUCAGAUACCAAGCGGCAAACCAAGCUCAGCAUAACGGAGGUCGCCAUAGAAACUAUGAGUUAGACUUGGAACGAGAUCAUGCACUGCCAACUUCUGCACCAAACGCUGAUAUUUUAAAAAGUAAUAAUAAUCCCACCUAUCCGAAUCCAAAUCGCCAUCACAGCAGCAGCAGUCAUGAUAGAGAUCGUCAUCGGCACACUAUGCAGUACAAUUCAACACCAAUGCCAUCAAUUCCUAACUUACUAAAGAAAAUCAGCGGUCAGCCAACUAUACCAAUGUACCCUGGAGAUAUACCGUCAUAUUCGCCACCAUCAAGAGCAUUCUUUACCCCGCCAUUACCGCCGGAAUAUCAAAAUCCGUUCGCUGACAAACCCACCUUACGGGGCACAAAUAAUGAAGGCCUUAUAUCGAACACAGUUCCGUUUAAUAAUAGGCGCCCAAUACCGCCGCCCAGCUUGAUGCCCGGUCAUGAAAGGAUACCAUUUCGUCCACCCGAUUUGGCCGCGUCGCAUGGUAACGGAGAUGGUAAUUCAAAUCACAAUACAAAUGAUAGUUACUUUGCCAGUUCUGUGGAGCCGAAGAAGCCACUUGUCGCGACCAGCAUAGAGGGAGCUUUGGAUAUUGCCGGCGAUCGUAAAAAAGCACUUAAUACACCGGCACGCAAUGGAAAUGAUGCCGGUGCAGUUGAAUCAUCAGAUCCUAAUGCUAAAAAUCGUAAAACACAAGAUGUCGGGAUUUCUAAUAGCAAAGAAAAUUCAAAUAAAAGGCAAGAAGUAUUGCCGAAUAUCAGACGCAUACUGGGAUCAAAUGGUAAGAAAGGUGACAUUCCUGCAGUUUUGUUGCGCCAUGUGACACAGCGUCCUAUGGUCCCCUAUCAUCAGCCUCCAGCAUCGCCGAUUGUUUCGGUUGAUAACGUUGAAACUGCAAAUGGUAAUGGCAACAUCAGUAGUAUGACUGAUGAUGGUACAUCUUCCGCUGCCAGUCCAAAUAUAAAUAAGAGUAAACAAUCGUCUGGACAAUUGGAUUACAAUAAUAGUGCUGCUGCAAGAGAUUCGUUCGGAAACAAUGCUAGUCAGACAACAGUUACCACAUUAUCCGCUUCAACUUCAAUUGGUGAGGCAGCUGCUACAUCGUUUACGUCAGCAUCGGCAACAACAAACCCAAAGCCAACUUUGAAAAGCAUUUCAGCAGCAGGGAAAUCUGGUCAAGAUGCUGGCGUAAUAGGAGUCACUGCUAGGGAAGGAGAUGCUGUAGGCGCUGCUGCUGCUGCAGCAGCAUCUGCAAAUACCACAUGGACAUGGGCAUGGAACAUACAUAUAUAUCUGUCAGUCGUAUUAUUCACAAUAUUAGCAGUCUAUUCGCUUUACAAACUUGUCACUUAUAACAAAUUGACACAUCUUUUCGCUCAGUCAUAUUUUGUUUACAUACAACUUAUACUAAUUACAAUUUGCAUAAUGCGCAUAAUUUACUUGUGCGUUGACGCAUACAAUAUUCAUGGAACAUUCCAAAUAUUUGCAGCAGAGCUUCUUUUGAAUUUGCCAUCAACAUUCUUGACAGUUGCAUUUGCAGUGCUUAUACUUUUUCUGUUUCUCAAGUCCCUCAAUCACAAAAAUAAUCGGUACUCUGCGUUAGUUAGGCCACUGACUGUCGUUGUCGGAUGUGGUGUUCAUGUUGGACUCUGCAUUACACUACAUUAUGUCGAAUCGUAUACACUGCAAAAUCACCAUAUGUACUAUCAGCAACAGCAACAGCAUCAAUAUUUUCGUCGCCAACAACAGCAGCAGCAUCAACAAUUGCAUUCGCAAUCCCCAUUUUCUGGUAGCCCAUCGACCAGUUUGGCCAAUUCGCCUCCUCCUCGUGUUCUUUCACUGAUAUGUCAAAUAAUAUAUAUUUUCAUUUGCUUUAGUUUGGGUCUACUAUAUCUAUAUUUAUAUCGCAUUCUAAAGCGUAUAUUAAGAAGCAAAUCACAAAACUAUAUACAUGGCUAUCAAAAUUUGUCCUAUGCGAUUCAUAUAACAAUCGCAACGGCCUUGCUGUUUGUUUUAUUAGCUGCUCUACAAAUCUUUGGCGCUAUUUGCAUCUCAGCGACACGCCCGCUUAUGAGCCAGGCAAAUAUUGUUGAAAUUGACUGGAUGCAGUGGGGCUAUCAGUUUUCAUUGCGUCUAAUCGAGAUUGCAAUCAUAACACUAAUAUCCUGGGUGACUGGCUUAAAGACCAGCCAGGGCAGCAAUGUCAACGCUGCCAUAUCCCUCAAUAGUGAUGUACGUAUGGCUGGACAAGCUAGUGGUGGUUUUGGUGCCAAUGCCACUGGUAGUGUAAUCAGAGAAAAACAUGCUGUUGCUGCUCCUGCCCAUCACAACUCACAUUCAAAUGUAGCGAACUUCUUCUUGCCUUGCACGUCGAGCUCCAGUCAGGAACAGUUUGAAACCGAUUACCCAGCUAUUUGCAACGCAAACACUAAUUUACAUACGUACACAAUGCGUACGGGCAAACUUAUCUAUGAUGAUAGCUAUGCGCUUAACUCGUUGGCUGGACCAUCGGCAGCGUCUCCAAGUGGCGGUGGCACCGAGUAUCAGCUGCAGGAACCUAUGUAUCAAAGACCUUAUGAUACGGGUUCCAUCAAUCAUAAUAUUACCGCUGAAUAUGGUCAGCAAUCAUCGAGAUACCAUCAUAUUAAUCAUAAUCAUCAGAAUAUGCGUGCGCAUGAACCAGCGUCCUAUAUGAGUGCAGAUUAUAUGACCGAUACCACAACAGAUCAUUACGAGAAUCCAAAUUUUGAUUUACGCACGAAUUCUACGGGUGCUGUCGGUGUGGUGGGGGUUGCAGCCAUGCAGAAACAGGCGAAAAAUACUGUUAGCUCUGGAUCAGCAUCUGGAUCGGCUUCUGGGUCCGGUUCGUCCGGUACAUCCGGUACAUCGCAACAGCAAAUGCUGCUAUUGCAGAGUGAUAGUUGCUAUUCUGAGCCAUUACAAGAGAACUCCAGCUACGAGUUUAAUAAUUUUGAGCGGCCUGUUUUCAAAGAGAAAUCUAUUGACAGUAGUCCACAUCCGACCGAUGAAUGCUGGCCAGAAAGGGUGAAAGAGGGGCGCAAGAUCACAAAGAGUCGUGAUAGAAAACAUAACAGUAAGCUCGAUACGACAACUGAAAAUCCAGAACGACGUAGCUCCAAUUCAACAAAUUCAUGUUCUUCAUCAAAUGGUAUACGUUAUACCAAUUAUAAUUCAUAUGAAAGUGGUAGCCAUUACAACGGUGUGCGUAAAAGUGGUACAUUAAACAACAUUGAUACAUGUUCAACAAUGCUUGCUGGUCAAAUUGGAGGUAUCAGUAUAGCAAGUGGUCCUGGUCCUGGACCAGGCCCAGGACGUGCAAUUGCUGUUAUGCCGAGCAUUAAACGAGUGAAUGGUGCUCAGACCUUAGCACAUAAUGAGCGCUCGCAUUAUUUUCAAAGGAGUGGGCGCAAUAUGAGUACAAUCAAUAAUAGAACAUUGCCAUUAAAUGAAUUUGAGUUAGCUCCGAGCGUUUGCAAUGAAUUGGCGCUAAAGCAACAUCAAAUAAAACAACAGCAGAAACCACACCAGCAUCCGCAGCAUCAUUACAAUCAUAACAAUUCUGAAGAGGAAGAUGAGGAAGAUGAGGAUAUAAUAUCUGGCAGCAAUGUCGAGUGCACUAACUUGAUAAGUAAUAGUGAGCAUGGCUAUUGUAUAGCAAGCGAUAACAGCAUAACAACAAGAAAAUCUCCACACCUGCAUGUACAAUCCAUUCAUCAGCAUCUAGCACACAACAGUCUGCAGGAGCACAGUGUAACAUGCAGCCCCGAUCUAAAGGCAAAUGUGUCAAAAACAUCAGGAGAUGCUGAAUCCCAAUCAUGCACUUCGGAUAGCAUGAUUGUUGCUGAUCAGGGCUUCCUGCGUUUUCGGGGAGGCAAUGAAGAGCAAGUGGAGCUAGGUCAUGGUAAGCCAACGAAUGAAGUUAAUCAGCCAAGUCGCAGUGUGUCUCUAAUUUGCAGUAGUGUUAACGGCAUCAACUGCUAAGCCAUUGCGCUUCAUAUAUAUAUAUAUUGACCGCUUACUGCCAAUUGUAGUUAAUUCGUCACUUUCUACUCUCUUCAAACUUGUGAUAUACAUAUUAAUACAUAUAUUACAUAACAUACAUAAAUGCAUACAUAAUACAUACAUACAUAAAUAUUACAUACUCGAUACUAAAAUGAAAAAAAAAUAAAUGACUGUAUUCAUAUUCCCACAAAUUAUGUAAAGCUCGAAUACAAUUAUGAUUAAUCAAUAUUUAUUAUUAUUUCUUGUGUAUAUAUGUAAAAUAUAUUUUUACAGCAUAUAAGAAAAUCAGAUACAUAAAUACAUAUAAAAAUUAUGAAUUUCAGAACAGCUUUUUAUCAUUUGACAGAUUCAAAAGCAGGAUAAAUCAUUUUAUGGCAAAAUAUUCAUUCAGUCUCUAGCUGCAAUAGCAUAAAAAAAUGAAAAUAUACGGAUAGACGCAAAGAGAUUGCUGAAAACCAAUAUACUAAUUUCACUUUUCUGAUCAAGUAUGAAAAUAGUUAGUCGUAUGUAUAUGUAAAAUUAAUGAUUCCAACACUCUUCUUUUAUUAACUGAUAGUAUUCACUAAAUUAAGUUAAAAAUACAAAUAAAAAUUAAACCUAUUUUAUCACUGAAUGUUUAUAUUUACUUUCGAAAUAUAUAUUUAAUAAAAGUGUGUAUGCUGCGGUCGGGUGCUAUCGACUAUUUCUAGUUGUAAGACUUUAGAAUGGGGUGAUUUUCUUUUGUUUGUCAUGCUUUUAACUUUAUGAAUGAGUAUAUAUUUUAAAUUUGAAUUGCCAUGUUUCUCCAAUAAAUAUCACAAUCAUUAUUUUACAAAUCUUAAACACAUUGAAGAAAAUACAUAAUUGUCGGUCAAUGUUGAUUGUAAAUGUAGAAUUGAAUUACUAUAUUAAUAUUCUCAGUCGCAAAUUUUGAAGGCUGGCUUUAACGUGUAAUGAGGUGCUCUAAUAACUAAAUAUUUUAGUAUAAGUGAAAGAUCAAGAAUACGAAAAAUUUGUCCUUUACAAAGUACAUACGAGGAAGCGCUUUAGUAAAUAGUAAAUAUUUCCAUAAAGCUAAUAAAUUUAACAUCUUAUAAUUGUUAAUUGAAACACGAUUUUCGGUGAACUAAUCUAUGCUUACAGCGUAAUUAUUUAUGAUGUAUACAAAAAAAAAAAAUGGAAAUAAAUAGGCUAUAAAUCACACAUAAUGUUAAUUCUGAACGCAAAUAGUACUGAUUAGAUAAGGCUUAUGCAAUUUUAAUGUAAAAUUCUAUCAACAUAAAAUAAUUACAAAAAAAAAAAAAAAUUACCCAUUUUUCUGCUUUAAAGGAUCACGUAUCAUCACCAUUACAAUAUAUGCUAAGUAGAAAGCAAAAUGAUAUAUUUAGUACUACAUAACUACUAUAGCACUACAUUACUACUUUAAUGAAAUAAAACCAAUACAUUUUUACAAUAUGCUAAUAAUAAUUAAAACAAGUAUUCCCAUUAUUAUUAUACUACUUACAUAAUAGAGAAAUAUGUAUACAUAUAAUAAACCGCAUGUACAUGAAAAAAUUAAUCUUAUAAUAAAAUAACUACAUUUAUUAUA
Messenger RNA from Drosophila mojavensis, 6458 nucleotides. RefSeq lists its product as uncharacterized. The record is from RefSeq and is a predicted model, not a curated record. Lineage: Eukaryota; Metazoa; Arthropoda; Insecta; Diptera; Drosophilidae. The coding region runs from base 272 to 4870 and encodes 1532 amino acids. The transcript has 4 exons.